This is a messenger RNA of Capsicum annuum, 1203 nucleotides long. RefSeq names its product CSC1-like protein ERD4. Lineage: Eukaryota; Viridiplantae; Streptophyta; Magnoliopsida; Solanales; Solanaceae. Gene Ontology annotation, cellular component: plasma membrane. The coding region runs from base 424 to 909 and encodes 161 amino acids. The record is from RefSeq and is a predicted model, not a curated record. Gene Ontology annotation, molecular function: calcium-activated cation channel activity. The transcript is spliced from 2 exons.
UAAAUGAAUUUCCCUUUAUAUGGUCCUUGAGUUAUUAUUUUUUUCAAGUGUGUACCUAUGUGCAGAGAAAAUACUAAUGCUCCUUUGACUCUCGAUAACGACUUGUUUAAGUUUUCUCUUUGCACAAUUCAAGCUCUUUUAUGGUCCUGAAUGUUAAUUUCUUAUGUUGAUAGUUUCCAUUCUUCUUCUCCAUAUGAUAUAGCAGGUAGAGAAUGGAUCAUCUUUUUGGUUAAAUGAAUAGUCAAACGAUUUUGCUUAUUCAUUGAUGUCAGGUUCUUUGUCGGCUAUGGGCUGGAGCUAUCUAGAAUAGUUCCUCUGAUCAUAUUCCAUCUCAAGAAGAAGUAUUUGUGCAAAACUGAAGCUGAGAUAAAGGAGGCUUGGGCUCCUGGCGAUCUAGGCUAUGCAACCCGAUUUCCUAGUGAUAUGCUGAUUAUGACAAUUGUCCUAUGCUAUUCCGUCAUAGCGCCAAUAAUUAUUCCGUUUGGUGCAGUAUACUUCGGUCUAGGGUGGCUUCUUCUCCGCAAUCAGACACUCAAAGUGUAUGUUCCCUCAUUCGAGAGCUACGGAAGAAUGUGGCCCCAUAUUCAUACACGCAUGUUAGCUACCUUGAUUUUGUUUCAAGCUACCAUGUUAGGUUACUUCGGUGUUAAAGAGUUCAAACCUACUCCAGUUCUUUUUCCACUUCCAAUAUUCUCGUUGAUCUUCGGGUUCAUUUGUCAGAAGAAAUUCCGCCGUUUCUUUGUAUCUCCAGCCCUCGAGGUUGUUUCGCACGAACUAAAGGAAGUACCCAACAUGGAAGCUGUGUUCAGAUCUUUCAUUCCACCAAGCUUGAGCGCGGGCAAAACCGAUGAGCAUCAAUUUGAGGACGCGUUAUCUCAUGUGUCAAAACCAGGGUCUUCUUCAGUAUGAUAUGAACAUUUGCAAGGAUAGUUUGGUUAAUGUAGAUAGUUUGCACCUAGGAUUUUUGGUAGUCUUGCUGUGUUGAAUACUUCAUCUUGGAUAGUUGCUUUGUGUUCAUAGUUUGUUUGGGAUCUUAAUAGUGAAACAAAUUUCUGUUUAGAAAGUUGGAUUGUGUUUUUCUGUAACGAUAAUAGCAUGAAUUGCUUCAAUUUGCAAACACUUAGGGGGUCGUUUGGUGGAAUGUAUAAAGAUAUUGCAAAAUAUGAUCUAUUAUUAAUACUUGUAUUAGUAGUGCUUUUGUUA